GGAACUGAAUAGUGUUGCACCGGGUGUAACCAACAAGCUAAUGGUAAGCUAGUUAGAUGUAGCCAGCUAGCCUUAGGUUCUUGUCGGCGUACGCAGAUUAAGAAGACCUAUAUAUGCACGACUACUGUGCGACACAAACGAAACACGUUGUUGUGUUGUUGUGUCACCGGUGCGACAUUGCUGCAGCCGACAAGUUGUUUUCAUCAUUAAGGUCUUGCUUGUCCUGUUACCUGGUUAGCCCCUUCAGCUAAUCACAGUGGCGUAUGGGUGUCAAAGUUAGCUGUGACUUCACUGGGUAUCUGGUUGCCUGAUUUCACAUUCCGGACACGUCAAGGGUUCCUCAAACCUGUAGCAAAUUUGGGGCUGCCAUGUCGGAGCCAAAGACCCCCACUCCUACCCCAGCUGGUGACACUUACAAAGGAUGGGUAUUCAAAUGGACAAAUUACAUCAAAGGUUAUCAGCGGAGGUGGUUUGUCCUGAGCAAUGGAUUGUUGUCAUACUACAGAACCCAGGCAGAGAUGGGCCACACGUGUCGGGGCACAAUCAACCUGGCCACAGCAACAAUCACUGUGGACGAUGCCUGCAACUUUGUUAUCUCCAAUGGAGGAGCACAAACAUAUCACCUAAAGGCUAGCUGUGAGGUGGAACGGCAGCGCUGGAUCACCGCGCUUGAGCUGGCCAAAGCAAAAGCAGCACGCAUGCAGGCUGAGUCAGAUGACUCUGGGGAUGACUUUUCCCCAUCAUCUGCGCCUGCGGCACCGGGACAAGGUGGGAGUUCACAGAACUCCGAGGUCCAGUCUGCUCUCAGAACACUAGGCAGCAAGGUGGAGGAUCUCAGCACAUGCAAUGAUCUGAUCUCAAAGCAUGGCUCUGCCCUCCAGAGGUCUUUAUCAGAACUGGACAAUUUGCGUCUGACUGGAGAGGCUGGGGAUAAGAUUCGUCAGGUCACAGAGAGGGCCACGCUGUUCCGCAUCACCUCUAAUGCUAUGAUUAAUGCUUGCCGAGAUUUUCUGGCUCUCGCUCAGGCUCACAGUAAGCGAUGGCAGAAGGCCCUGCAGGCUGAACGCGAGCAGAGAAUGAGGCUGGAGGAGACUUUGGAGCAACUGGCCAAACAGCACAAUCACCUUGAAAGAGCGUUCAGAGGAGCUGCACAAGCUAAUGCUACAGCAGACAAUAAAAGUGCUGUCGGGCCAAGAAAAGGUGAGGCCAGCGAUGAGGACGAUGACAAUGAAUUCUUUGAUGCCAUGGAGGAAGCUCCUGAGUUUAUCACUGUACCUGCAGACCUGCAAUUCCACAAAAGAUCCAGCAGUAAUAUCAGCGGUUUCAACAGUGAAAUGUGUCCUGAUGAUCAGUCGCUUAAUGAUGAGCCUCUUGCGAUGAACCAAGAGUCCCCCUCUCAGGAGAUGGUGCCCCUGAAGAAGAGGCGAACACGCAUCCCAGACAAACCCAAUUAUUCUCUCAACCUGUGGAGUAUCAUGAAGAACUGCAUCGGCAAAGAACUGUCUAAGAUCCCAAUGCCUGUAAACUUCAACGAGCCCAUCUCAAUGCUGCAGCGGUUGUCAGAGGACCUUGAGUACCAUGAGCUGCUGGACAAAGCUGCCAAAUGCCACAGCUCCCUGGAGCAGAUGUGCUACGUGGCAGCCUUCUCCGUGUCCUCAUACUCGACCACCGUCUACCGCACGGGCAAACCAUUCAAUCCUCUGCUGGGAGAGACAUAUGAGCUUGACCGCCAGAGAGAGAGCGGCUACCGCUCCCUCUGUGAGCAGGUGAGUCACCAUCCACCUGCAGCAGCACAUCAUGUGAUUUCUGAUCGAGGAUGGACUCUGAGGCAGGAAAUCACUGUUGCCAGCAAGUUCAGGGGAAAAUAUCUCUCCAUAAUGCCUUUAGGCACAAUUCAUGCAGAGUUCGAAAAAGGCAACCAUCACUACACAUGGAAGAAAGUUACCACCACAGUUCACAACAUCAUUGUUGGAAAAUUGUGGAUUGAUCAGUCAGGAGAGAUUGAUGUUGUGAACCACACCACUGGAGACCGCUGCCAUCUGAAGUUUGCUCCUUACAGCUAUUUUUCCAGAGAUGUAGCCCGAAAGGUGACAGGAGUGGUGAUGGACAAAGAUGGCAAGGCCCACUACGUGCUGUCUGGGACAUGGGAUGAGAAGAUGGAAUUCUCCAGAGUGAUGCAGAGCAGCCGAGGUGGAGAGAACGGAACUGAGGGAAAACAAAAGACUGUUUACCAAACACUGAAAGCCAGAGAAGUGUGGAGGAGGAACUCUCUUCCUGAGAGUGCAGAGACCAUGUACUACUUCACUGCUUUGGCCCUGACCCUAAAUGAGCCUGAUGAGAGUGUGGCCCCCACUGACAGCCGGCGAAGGCCCGACCAGCGUCUGAUGGAGGAUGGUCGCUGGGAUGAGGCCAACACUGAGAAGCAGCGGCUGGAGGAGAAGCAGCGCAGCGUCCGACGAGAAAGGGAGAGGGAGGCUGCCAGCCAGCGCACCUCCAGCCAAUCAGAAGAAGCUGUCGAUGAGGAUUCUUUUACUGAUCCCUCCUUAAAAAGCAAGUAUUCCUCUUUUUGUCUCUCUCACAGGCUUCUAGCUUUCAUUUCUGUUCUGAUCAUCAAAUCAACUUUUUCUGCAACAAAUGUAUCCUCUCUUUCAGGUGCACCUCAUGACAAUUAUCAGGCUCUUUGGUUUGAACGCUGUGAGGACCAGAUCACAGGUGAGCAAGUCCAUCUCUAUAAGGGAGGCUACUGGGAAACUAAGGACCGUGGGACCUGGGAGGGAUGCCCAGACAUAUUUUGACCUCUGUGUUAAAUGGAAAGUGCCCCGAAGAGACUGAGCCAACAAAGCUGCCUGGUGGCCUGCUUGUACCACCCAUGUGGACAGCUGUUUUCCUCCACUGGCUCUCUGUUCUAAGAGAUCUCCAGGAUUGUCACUGCUGUCUCACGCAGAGGGAGCAGGGUUUCCUCUGGCUUCUCCUCGAGUCUUAGCGUCUACCCCUUUGUUGCUGUCACACAUCUGAGACGGCUCGAGUGCAACUAUAUUUGGUGCUGCUUUGACUCGGGCCAGGCUGGACACAAAGGGGAGGAUAUAAAAUGGGCAGUGCUUCCAAAUCUGUAGUAGAUCAAUCUUAGUCUCUCUCUGCUGAAAUCUGUUCAGUCUCUCGGCUCCGGAGUAGAAGAGGUUUCAUGCUGAAAAAACUCCCUGUGAAAUUAAAUAAUGUAGUGUACCUGUUUUCAUCCUCAGCAUUGUGUGCUUUGUGUAUAACUCUAAAAAAAAAGUGGGUAAAACCUGGGUAAUAUAUAGAUUUAUAUGCAGUAUAAAUAUGAUUUAAAUAAUUUCAUUCAAAUGUCAACUGGUGGCCUUCAACAUGUUAGCAAAGAUUUCUUGUUUAUCUCUUUGAUUUAGUGUCUUAAAGUAAUGAAGUAAAGGUUCUAGUGUGCUUGUGUGUAUGACUGCGUAUCUGUUCUUCCAUCACUUUAUACUUCUGCUACUUUGCAGGUAAAUAAAAAGGAAAAAUGGUUAGUCCAAAUACCAGUUGACCCUU
Solea senegalensis (Senegalese sole) is the source of this 3540-nucleotide messenger RNA. Its product is annotated as oxysterol-binding protein 1-like. Gene Ontology annotation, cellular component: cytosol; intracellular membrane-bounded organelle; membrane. Bases 369 to 2795 code for a protein of 808 amino acids. The record is from RefSeq and is a predicted model, not a curated record. Gene Ontology annotation, molecular function: sterol binding. Lineage: Eukaryota; Metazoa; Chordata; Actinopteri; Pleuronectiformes; Soleidae. The transcript is spliced from 16 exons.